Messenger RNA from Penicillium lagena, 357 nucleotides. RefSeq lists its product as uncharacterized. The record is from RefSeq and is a predicted model, not a curated record. NCBI's taxonomy places the organism in Eukaryota, Fungi, Ascomycota, Eurotiomycetes, Eurotiales, Aspergillaceae. Bases 1 to 357 code for a protein of 118 amino acids. The transcript has a single exon.
AUGUUUAUCGGCCUUCUUCUUUUUCUGACGCUCUCUCUUGCGCUUGUUUCGUUUGGCUUUGUUGGAAGAAUGGUGGUCGGGGGCCUCAACUUCGGGCAGAUUGUCAUGGCGAGCUUUCAUGUCGUAAUCAAGGUGAUGGUCUUCGGCAUCCACGCUGUUCCCUUCCAUGGGCAUUUGGGACACAAUCAAUUCUGCAGGGUCAUCGCUAUCAUGCACCCGCUUCUUCCUCUUUGGCUUCUCCUCCCUAUUAAGGUCACUCUUCCGCUUCUGUUGUCGCUCGUCGCCAAAUCGAUGGUCCUCCAGGGCAUCAAUAUUGGGUUCAGCCCGCUCCACUUCGGGCUGACUGUCUGGGGCUAA